AGAAAACAAAUAUAGUUCGAGAAACGUAUAGAAAAAUCUUACGAAUAGGAUCAUUGAUUGAAUUUGUGUUCGAAGUGUUCGAUUCGACCAGCUGAAAAGUCGUAAAAAGUCAAACGUGAUAAUUAAAUUAUCAAAAUAUUUUUUAAGUUUUGACAUUUCAUUACAGAAAAAUUGGCAGAUACAUACAAUAAAUCCGUGCUGAAAAAAUUAUUGCAUCAUGUUGUCGCGUAUGUGCGUAGCACGAUCCACCAUCAACGUAGGCUAUACCCUCAAAUCAUCAGUUCCCAGUAAUUUUGUACCUAAGACUUAUGUCGUGCGGUGUUAUGCACGAGCCCCAGGAUCCCGUACCAGAGUUGCUUCUCAAUCACAAGCAUCAUCAUUAUGGUCACGACUGAUGGCCCCAGCUGGACCUAAUGCAUUCAGCAUGGGAAAGGGUGCUUUGGCCGGGGCAUCAGCUGUUGGCUUGGGCGCACUUUGUUAUUAUGGUUCAGGAAUAAGGCCUGGUGUGUGCACAGAAGCACAUCUCUGGCCACAAUAUGUGAAAGAUCGCAUUAAAGCAACAUACGGAUACAUUGCUGGUUCCAUAGUAUUAACUGGCGGUAGCGCCUACACAGUAUUCAGAACACCUGCAUUGUUAAAUCUAGUUGCAAGAAAUGGGUGGAUGUCCAUCAUAGUAACUCUAGGCAUGAUGAUUGGCUCUGGAAUGGUGGUGCGAGGCAUGGACUACACACCUGGAUUUGGUGCCAAACAAUUAGCUUGGAUAGUACACACUGGCAUCAUGGGUGCUGUCAUUGCACCCAUGUGCUUCCUGGGUGGCGCUGCUCUUACUCGUGCUGCUUGGUACACAGCUGGUGUUGUAGGUGGUCUAAGCACAGUUGCAAUCUGCGCUCCUUCAGGUGAAUUCUUGAACAUGCGAGCACCGCUAGCUAUGGGACUGGGAGCCGUAUUCGCUGCAUCUCUGGCCAGCAUGUUCGUACCACAAGCUACCGCACUUGGAGCAGGACUCUAUUCAAUCAGUUUGUAUGGUGGUCUGAUAGUAUUUGGCGGUUUCUUGUUGUACGACACACAAGCUAUCGUUAAGCGCGCCGAGAUGCACCCCAUGUACGGAUUACAGCCCUACGACCCGAUAAACUCUGCUAUUUCGGUAUACCUUGACAUCAUAAACAUCUUCAUGCGAAUUGCCAUCAUUAUGUCUGGAGGCGGCGGCAACAGGAGGAAGUAAAAAAUAUAGAACCUGUCUAGUCCUUUGAUGGUAUAAUAGGGUAGAUUACUAAAUUUUAUUUUAAUGUCUGUCUAAUGGAUUAAUUUAAAAUAUUAGACACGUAUUCUUUCUUUUCUCAAAGAAUUCAAUACUUGCGACGAUCUAAUGAUUUGAAAUAUCAUGUGGCGUCACGAUUUACUACAUUUUAUAGGGAGUCGUGACGUCGCUAUUGUUUUUGUAUGACAAAAUAAAAAAAUGCGUGUCUAAUAUUUUUUUAUUAUCAAACCUUGUCAGCUACCCUAUCAUUUGCUGUAAAAAAAUCGAACAAACAAAAUUGUUGGUAGACAGCAGAAACUUAGGAAAUAAAUAAAUAUAAUGUUGACUGAAACAUAAAUUCUGAAUGUGAUAUUAUUGUUGUGUAGUCAGUAAGUUGUUGGUGUAUGUCGUAUUAUUAUUUGGCAUUAAUAAAUGGACAAGUAGUCGUUAUUGGCUUUUUUUAUACCCCAAUGUUUGAUAUAUUAUUCGAAAUUAACAAUAGCAAAUUCAAAAUUUAAGAAAGACAAUUUAAGAACUUGUCUUAGAAAGUGUAUGUAUUAAUCAUUGAGCAGUGUUAUAUUUAUUUAGGACAAAAAGAAAUGAACUCGCACUAAUACUGCUGAUUACACAACAGAUCUGAAUUCCAAACUGUAGAAACAAGCAAUUAUUUAUUCAAAUAAUAGAUUUCAGAGUAUUCAAACAAA
Spodoptera frugiperda (fall armyworm) is the source of this 1941-nucleotide messenger RNA. Its product is annotated as growth hormone-inducible transmembrane protein-like. The coding region runs from base 218 to 1222 and encodes 334 amino acids. The record is from RefSeq and is a predicted model, not a curated record. Gene Ontology annotation, cellular component: mitochondrial inner membrane. The transcript has 8 exons. Lineage: Eukaryota; Metazoa; Arthropoda; Insecta; Lepidoptera; Noctuidae.